Leucoraja erinaceus (little skate) is the source of this 4312-nucleotide messenger RNA. Its product is annotated as dual specificity mitogen-activated protein kinase kinase 4-like. NCBI's taxonomy places the organism in Eukaryota, Metazoa, Chordata, Chondrichthyes, Rajiformes, Rajidae. Bases 693 to 2129 code for a protein of 478 amino acids. Gene Ontology annotation, biological process: protein phosphorylation; MAPK cascade. The record is from RefSeq and is a predicted model, not a curated record. Gene Ontology annotation, molecular function: JUN kinase kinase activity; ATP binding. The transcript has 14 exons.
CGUCCUCGCCUCCCUCUCCCUUUCCCAUCUUGUUCCCUCACUCACUGAUGUGACUGACGCCGGGACAGACGCAUUCUUCAUGGGAUUUUCCCGAUUUUUCCUCUGAUUACAUCUUCCUGGGGCCGCACACAGAUCUCAGUUUUGUUUUUGAAGGCUCUCACACACAGAGGGGUUGUCUCUUGCCGUGGAGUCACCCCCGUCCAUGGCUUCUUUGUCCGGCUGCAGUGGCGGCGCCUCCAGCCACUCGGGCAGCUUCUAGUUUCAAUAUUGUUUUUUUUUCCCCAAGAGAAGAAUUAAUUCGGUUAAAAACUAUCUGGACAUUCCUGUGGGAUCUGUUGCGCCGCGUCAAUAAUUUCUAACCUUGGUUUGAAUAUAAAUUUGUGUACCAUAAUUUUUUUUUUUGAUUUUUGGAAGGGUUUUCUUUUAAUUAUACAGGGAAGUUUUUUUUUUAAAUUGUGUAUGUGUGGGGUUGUGAUAUGGUGCUCGAAAGAAAUCUGCAAGAGGAUUUUAACCGUUUGUCUUGACGGCGACGGUGGGAUUUGGGUCCUGUUAAGUCAUUAGGGGACUGAGUGUAAGUGUAUGUGUGUGUGUGUUGUGUGUUUUUCACACACACAUAUACAUAUAUAUAUAAAAGAAGGAAGCGAGUGACCGAGUUGCUGCAUUGCAGCCCCCUUUGGAAUAUUAUCUGUACAAUGGCGACUCCCAGCUACAGCAACAACUCCAGCAGCUCGGCACAGCAGCAACAGAGUCAGCAACAAAACACAACCACCUGCAUGCAGGAAUUGAAACACAGGAAUCUCAAACAGAAGCCCUUCCUCAGUCCAGACCAAGAACCUGAGGGGAGGCGGGUGGGAAAGUUGGUUUGUGGAGGAGAACUUCAUUCCAAAAAUGAGGACUACUGCACUUUUGGGGUUCAGCUAAGCGUCUGUGGAAAAGAGCAAAUUAAACGCAAAGCGUUGAAGUUGAAUUUUGCCAACCCAGCCUUCAAGACAACAGCAAGGCUCACAUUAAAUCCAACAGGAGGAGUUCACUUUCAGAACCCACACAUGUCCAGGCCCACCCCAAAACAGGCCCCAGACCUUGGAUCUUUGGAACUUUCAGCUCCUGUGGAUGAAGACUUCAUAUCAUUGGAAAUGAAACGAACAAGAGAGAGGCUGCGGACUCAUAGCAUUGAAUCCUCGGGGAAAUUGAAGAUAUCUCCAGAACAAUUGUAUGACUUCACUGCAGAUGACCUCAAGGACCUUGGGGAAAUAGGACGUGGAGCCUACGGUUCUGUGAACAAAAUGAUCCAUAACCCAAGCGGACAGGUUAUGGCUGUGAAACGAAUUCGAUCAACGGUGGAUGAGAAGGAACAGAAACAACUUUUGAUGGAUUUAGAUGUUGUAAUGAGGAGUAGUGAUUGUCCAUAUAUUGUUCAGUUUUAUGGCGCACUCUUCAGAGAGGGCGAUUGUUGGAUAUGUAUGGAGCUCAUGUCUACCUCUUUUGACAAAUUCUACAAAUAUGUAUAUGGUGCAUUAGAUGAUGUUAUCCCAGAGGAAAUCUUAGGCAAAAUCACGUUAGCUACUGUGAAAGCACUUAACUAUUUAAAAGAAAACUUGAAAAUUAUUCACCGAGAUAUCAAACCUUCCAAUAUUCUUAUGGAUAGAAAUGGCAAUAUUAAACUCUGCGAUUUUGGUAUUAGUGGACAACUAGUCGAUUCUAUUGCCAAAACGAGGGAUGCAGGAUGUCGACCAUACAUGGCACCUGAAAGAAUAGAUCCAAGUGCUUCAAGACAAGGCUAUGAUGUGCGGUCAGAUGUUUGGAGUUUGGGAAUCACUUUAUAUGAGCUAGCCACUGGACGAUUCCCAUAUCCAAAAUGGAACAGUGUGUUUGAUCAGCUAACCCAAGUAGUGAAAGGUGAACCCCCGCAACUCAGCAAUUCUGAAGAGAGAGAGUUUUCUCCCAGUUUCAUCAACUUUGUUAACUUGUGCCUUACAAAGGAUGAGUCCAAAAGGCCAAAGUAUAAAGAGCUUCUGAAACAUUCUUUCAUCUCGAUGUACGAAGAGCGCAGGGUGGACGUUGCAAGUUAUGUUGGCAAAAUCUUGGAUCAAAUGCCCCCAACUCCCGUUUCCCCAAUGUACGUCGAUUAAUUUUGCUGCUGAAAAGAUGGCCUUAAAUUGGCUUCGAGAAAUCAAGGUGUAAAGAUUUGUUUUAUGACACAUUGCAGUGUUUCUAUUUUUAACUUGCUCAAACAGUGCAAUAAAAAUUGGUGUUCCAUUUUCCUUGUGUCUGCCCGCAAUGUCCAUUCGAAGCAUCCUUCUCAUUGUACCCAAGUCAUCACAAGGAUGUUACUGGACCUGAAAUAUUUAUUGCCUUUUUGGGAUAAACAUUGGAGGUACCGUUGAUUUCAUUUAAAUCUAAAUAUUGCUGGAAUACUGUGCACCCAGUGCUGGGAGGAGAUCGAAGCAGGAGUCCACUGAGUACCAGUCUCAGAACAGAAAAUACUGGAAAUGCUCAGGCACAGUACAAUUCUGGAGAGACUGUCUUGGACUAGUUUUUCCCUCCAUUGCAUAAAAUAUUUUAGGUAGCACCUUCAAGGCCGCCUAGAUAUCUGCUUUGUCUUCAAUGAAAGAAAAGCUCCACGUGAACAGGAUACUUCGAACAAUAUUCCAGUGCAGUCAAGCAACUUUGAAUUUUGCUCAACAAAGUGCAAUAGAUUUACUGAUUUUAAUUCUGUUGCUUUAUAGUUAGUGUAUAUCAUGGAGGAAUGAAAUCAUCUGUAUUUUACUGUUAAUAAAGUUGAAAUGAUUUUUUUUAAAUAAGCGCAAAAUUGAACAGCAUGUCUUUCACCAAAAAAAAAGUGUGGACUGAGGUUUGUAAUGAAAACAAAUUUGAUACAGGAAAGGUUUGAUGCAAAAGAAAAGGAGAUAUUCCCUUAAAGUUGAACUUUUGUAUAAGUUUAAUGAUAUUCACUAUAUAUUAUCUUUAACCAUUGGGAAAAUUGGACAACUAAUCUGAGAUAAAUUGACUAUUAAAAUCUAGAUUAAAGAUACUGGGCUCGGUGUAACUUUGAGCAGCAUGCUUUGAAUAAAGCAUGUUGGGGGAAAUUAAGCUUGUGUUGAAGCAACAAAUGUUUUCCUGUUUAUCAGUCUGUAAAUGUACACAUUGAUGUCUUAGGAUUUUAGACAAAAGCAGGCUAUAUAUGGAUUAUGCAGUGAGCACCUGGCAGUGAUGUACUUAAAUGUUGCCCACCGACAGCUCAUACUGUGGCUCAAUGUGCUAUUUUAUACCAGGAAUUAUUUAUGCAAAAGUAAAUGUAUAUCCGUGACUGCUGAAAACCUGGAGAAACCAAAAGCUUUCCAGGUUUAUCAGUGGUGGAUCGACACCAUUUGACUAUUUGUUUAAUUAUUGGUUGUACUUGUCUGCUGAAGCAAAACAGUUUAGGGAUAAGAGAAACAGAUGGAACAGUUUGGAUGUUGGGUGCAAUGUCUUCCAUUUAGUUUAACACCACAGUGAUGGCCCAUCUCCACAGGUGCUUCAAAUCAGGAAGAAUUGCUUCAGAUCAUGAUAGGAAUUUUAGCUGCAUAUCAGGAUUUGUGUGCUGCACAAACAAGGAUUCUUUGUGAGAUUCUAUUUUUCAUACCAACAUCUGUGGAAAGAACGGUAGUUUUUUUGGGGGGAGCAGGUGAUAGUUUUUGUAAUGGACAAGUAAAUCCAAUAUAUCUCCUUUGUACAUCAAAAUGUCACUGAAGUUUUUUUUUUAAAUAUGCAAAAUUUGUGUUCCUCUAUCCUGCUUUCACAACGUAAGACAUGCUUCCUCUUUCCCAAACCCAUCACAGUUCAUUGUGUUGAAUUCUACUGGUGGAGAAAUGAACUUGAUAAAGUCAAGAGACUUCUUCAAACUUCUCGAGUGGAAUGCCUGUAAAAUUGGCCGUUUAUACGUAUAUUAAUCUUAGAUUAUAAUCUAUUAUGGGUGAGGAAUAUAUUACAGUGUAUCUUUAAAAAGGUGUAAAAUGGUCACAAACUGUGAAAAUAGAAUAAGAACUGUACAUUGUGAACUUUGGUUAAUUUUUCUUUCCUGUAUCAUAGAAAAUGUAUAAAAAAUAUCAAAGCUGAUGUGCAGGGAUAUCGCCUUACUUGUCUGUGAAAAUAGAGCUCGCCGAGUAAUAUCACCAUAGCAUUAUUUUACAGAGCUCAUGGAUAUUUCUUAUCCUGUAUACUGGUUUGACUUCUUCCUAUAUUUAAAACAUUAUAAAUGGAAUCUUAAAUAUUCAUAUAAUAGUUCUAUACUCUUGCCUGCAGGUCAGUUGUAAUAAAACUAGAACGUGACUGU